Molecule: messenger RNA, 4292 nt
Organism: Linum trigynum
Lineage: Eukaryota; Viridiplantae; Streptophyta; Magnoliopsida; Malpighiales; Linaceae
Source: the annotation of a GenBank genome assembly
CCUAAACACAUCGAUCGACAUGGAAGGAGAUGAUUGGGGGAAAAAAGGGCCCAAUCGCCAUUUUCACCUACCACCACAGACACAGAGAGACAGAGUCCAUUACCAACUCCCCAUUUUUGCUUGUAUUUCAACCUUCUCACGAACCGCCAAGCAAUCAUCUCUCUUUAUUCUUUUCCUUUUUCUCUAUAAAAUCCAAUUCCUCCACUUCCCAAUCUUCUGCCAUUCCAACCCCAUUUCCCACUUCCUCCUUUCUUCUUCUCUCUGUUUUUAAUCCAUUAGCAGUAAUUUCUCGGCAAUCUGCGGAGAUGGGUAGCAUUGAUAAGGAGAGAACAAUCGUGGGUUUGGCUGCAACCGACCCUUCCGGCCAUCUUUCUCCUUACACCUUCACUCUCAGGAACACUGGCCCAGAAGAUGUGUUUAUCAAGGUGAUGUGCUGCGGAGUCUGCCACACAGACAUCCACCAAGUGAAGAAUGACCUCGGCAUGUCUCGCUACCCCAUGGUUCCUGGCCAUGAAGUGAUCGGUGAGGUGGUGGAGGUGGGAUCUGAAGUCACCAAGUUCAGUGCAGGGGACGUCGUCGGCGUCGGGUGUCUCGUCGGCUGCUGCCGGAGCUGCAUGGCUUGCGACUCCGACAUCGAGCAGUACUGCAACAAGAAGAUCUGGUCCUACAACGAUGUCUACACCGACGGGAAGCCCACCCAAGGCGGCUUCGCCGAGUCCAUGGUAGUCGACCAGAAAUUUGUGGUGAAGAUCCCUGACGGGAUGUCGCCGGAGCAAGCCGCGCCGCUGCUGUGCGCUGGAGUCACAGUUUACAGCCCGCUGAACCACUUCGGGCUGAAGAAACCCGGGCUGAGAGGUGGGAUAUUGGGGCUGGGAGGAGUCGGCCACAUGGGAGUGAAAAUCGCCAAGGCGAUGGGUCAUCAUAUCACUGUAAUUAGCUCCUCCGACAAGAAGAGAGUGGAGGCGUUGGAUCAUCUUGGAGCUGAUGACUAUUUGGUCAGCUCCGAUGCUGCCAAGAUGCAGGAAGUUGCUGAUUCCCUCGACUACAUCAUCGAUACCGUGCCUGUAAACCACCCGCUCGAGCCCUACCUUUCCUUGUUGAAGGUUGACGGGAAAUUGAUCUUGAUGGGUGUCAUCAACACCCCGCUUCAGUUCAUCUCUCCCAUGGUCAUGCUAGGGAGGAAGGUGAUAACGGGGAGCUUCAUAGGCAGCAUGAAGGAAACAGAGGAGAUGUUGGAUUUCUGCAAGGAGAAAGGCUUGAGCUCCAUGAUUGAGGUUGUGAAUAUGGACUACGUGAACACAGCCUUGGAGCGGCUGGAGAAGAAUGAUGUGAGGUAUAGGUUCGUCGUUGAUGUCGCCGGAAGCAAGCUUCUCCAGCAGUGAAGAGAGAGAGAGAGAGAGAGAGAGAAGAGUCCCAGGGAACUCACUGACCCACUAAGAAGAAUCGUCAAUCAAUUACAUUGUAUUGUCUUUGUUUCUAUCUUUUAUCUAUCUUGUGAUCUGGUCUGGUGUGAUGAUGGAAGCAAUAUUGGCUUGCAGUGGUGAUCAAAUAAAGAAUGAAAAUUUCCAAUGGCGUUGAGAUUCUGGAUUCUACUGAGAUGGGAACUGGUUUAUUUGCAUAUCCCGGUUCAAAAGUUGCAUACAAAAGUGAAUGAUAAUAUGUUGUGUGUUCAAAUUGUGAUUUAAUCAUGAUUCAACUAUUUUAUGUCGAUGAAAAUCGGGCUGAUACGGUAUGUUUUCAUUACUAUUGGUAUUAUGGUAUAUGUUUGUUUAAGGAUAGUGGCUGUUUGGUGUGUGACAGUGAAAUAGUGCCAACUUUGUGGGCAAAUGGUCAUUUGGUCGACAGAGACGUGAAGUGGAGAAAGGGGGAUAAUAAUAAUAGUAAACGUGAGGUGGUGUUAAAUCGAAGGCAUAUCAUAUUCAAUAUUCAGAUGCCAUAGUUGACUAAACUCCAUGGAUUAUUAUCAAAACUAUCUUGUAAAUCACUAAGGGCACCCUCACCGGAGGUGCGGAGCUACACUAUGGCUCCCCCAGAAUUUCGAAAGUUACGUGUAAGUUGUUCGUGAUUUUUGAAAAUUAUGUAUAAACAGAAAGUAAAACAUAAGAAAGUAGUUGCUAAUUGUAACACAUUUACUAGUGCAGCCUAACGGAAGGACAUGCUUAUACAAUCAUGGGAAUGCUGGUUUGAUGCUAAUGACAGACAUAUGUUACCCUUUUUUGUUUUCUACUUGUACUUGGCACGAAAAUUCAAUUUUAAAAUCAAUUAAGUUCUUCAAAUUUGCAUUCCACGUUUUAAGGACUCUUUUGAGUAUAUAUAAUGAGUUUUUUUCUCUUUUCAUUUUUAGCUCUAGAAAAUGGUGUAAACUUUGCAUUACAUGUUUUAAGGACUAUUUUGAAUAUACAAUGAGUUAAUUUUUCUUGUAAUAGAUUGUACACAUUGAUUUUUCAACUAUAAAAAUCAUGAAACAUGUUAGGUAUUGGAAUGUAUUAUUAAUUUUGUUGGUAAUUAACUCAUUUAUAGUCAAAAUGACAUGAUAAUUUAUUUGUCUUAAAUCGUGUUUGAAGUAAAUCUAAUUGUCUUAAAAAAGUGUCUUGGGCAAUUUUGAUGAUUAAAAGUACUCUUUUUAAAGUUUGAAUUAUAUUUUUGUGUUUUUAUGCCUCUUACGGUAAUACGAAUAAAAAUUUUCGACCCCCCCCCCCCCCCCCCCCCCCCCAAGUUCGAAUCCUGGCUCCGUCCCUGCACACCGGCUAUCAUUAUUCACUUUGAUUAUGACGUGGGUAUGGAAGUUGCAAUUGCAAAGUGAAUAUCAAUGAUGCAUGAACUGCUAAUUGCAAGCAGUUUAUAUAAUGAAAGUCUAUAUGCAAUUCAACGUGGCUGGCUGGUGGAUUUUGGCUUCUUUCUUUUUUAUUCUUUUAAUGUUAUUUAAAUAAUAUAAAAUAUAUUUUAGGUGUGUUAUUUUUUUUUAAUUGCAAUUGCAAGUGAAUUGCAUUGAUGUAAUUACAAUUAAAUUUAAAUGAGUAGGAUUGCAUAAUUGUUGAGUUGGCAAUAAAUAUAACCUACGCAAUUGAAUUUCCAAUUGUAUUAAUGGAGAUGCUUUAAUAGAUAUCUUAUGGGUUGUUGGAUGUUAUUUUUCAUCGGGUUGGUUUUCCAGCAAUUAGCGGUUUUAUUAAACUCCCUUGAUCAAAUAUACGGUUAAGUCUCGAAAGCAAACUACAAGGCUGACAACUGACCAACAAACAAUCCAACCGAUUUUAAAGUAACAAAAAAUCACUACCUCUCAACCCACUUAUUUGAAGGUAGGUAGGUCGAAGUAACGAACAGGAAGAUAACCCUCCGUGAAAUAUGUACACCGUGUAAAGCAAUUUCCUUGGCAACGGGAUACACCUUUGUUCUCACGCAAAAUCUUCACUCAGUCAAAAAUCAAAAGAUCGUCAACUAAAAAGAGAUCAGUGAGACCAAUCAAUUUACAUUGUGACAGAUAUGAUAAACAAGAAUCCCCGAGCAGUUGGAUGCAAACAUCACAUGAAGGACCUUCAAUCCUCCAUGGCCUAUAGUAAAUAGAGAUUGAAACAAGGUGAUCUACCUCAGAAUCAUAGCCUCGUUGAGGACGAACCCUAAACUAAAUUACUUCCUAGCUAGGCCUAACCCCAUUAUAUAAAACACACAACAAGGAGAUAGGGUUUUGGUUGAAGCCAAUCGAACCUACCCGAUCUAACAAAAAAUUCCUACUUCUGUUUUGUGCUUCCACGACGUCCCUCCUUCCUUUGAUUCUUUCUACCAAAUACCAACUUUUCCUUUAUCAAUAAGAAAUUCAUCAUCGGAGAGUUCCGAGUUGUGUACUUGUGUUAGUGCAACUCUAACCCCAACCCACCAGUUGACCAAAUGCUACCAAAUUAAUAUCUUAUAUUAUUAACACUACGUGUAUUCAUUCACAUGGCAAAUUAAUUUAAUAGUGUAAUAUAAUAAUGAUGAUGAUAAUCACAAUACUAUCUCGUUCCGAAUAAAUAAAAUAUAAUUUAUCCUCUCCGGUCUGGCUUUGAUUUUUGGUAAAGUUUCGUCCAUCAGCAUCUUUACCUACCACAAGGAGCCAGUCUUCCUUGACCCCAAAAAAACAAAUGAAGGGAUGCCGUGCCAGGCCAGCCACUCUCCAUUAAAAUUGUUAAUAAAACUGGAUAAAUAGGCAAGGAGGCUCUACUUCAUGGUUGUCUAAUCCACUGAUAUGUCGGUCAGUACAAUCCUGCAUUCAAUUAUGAUCGGGUGGAAGGUCAUUGGUAUAAAGCGGUAAUCAAAAU